CCCAUUAUUUCAAUGUGUGCGAGUAGUCCAUUAAUAAAGCUCUAUAAAUAUUUCAAAUGGGUUGUUAUUGCCCAAGUGUUCUUCUGUCUAAGAAAUAUUUUUUCAUUAAGGAGAAGAUCCACGUGCUUUUAAAUAAGCACCACAUUGCUAUUGUCAGACACAUUUAAUCGGGAUACACAAUGAAUAUUACAAUUCUGAUGAUAGUCAUUGCCUGUGUUUCAUUAAAUGACGCAAAGAAGAAACGAACUCUCAAGAAAGCUGAUGUUGUAAAACUUCUGGGGAAGUUGAAUUAACUUGAAGAAGAAUCCCAAUCUUGCUGCAUCAAGAAUGAAAACAAUCUCCAAAGAAUUCAAGUCAAUAUUGAAGAAGUACGAAAUGGCGUAAACGAGAUAAAGGGCAAUUGCAAUAAUACACAAACUUAUUUUGAAGAAAUGAAAAAUAAUGUUGAAAGCAUGCGAAAUGAUAUAAUAUCACAUAUAUCUGAAAAAAUCGGGAAAGAUGUCGACACAUCGUUCGACAGAAGCAGAGGGACAUGUAAAGGUUAUCUCAAAGCUGCGUUUAUAAGCCAAAACAUCGCAGCUAGUAUUGGCUUGCAUUUUGGCACACCUAAGGCUUUCAUUAUUGGUAGCCCAACGCCACAAUGGGUGGUGGAAUCACCUGGCCUAACUGGAGAGCCUGGAACGGUGUCACUGACAUAUACGGAGGCCCCAUAUGUUGGAUGGUACCUCAGACAUAGUAAUUAUCGUCUCCAAGUAGAUGACAAGAACAACCCCUCUCUCCCGCAAUAUUUCAUAAAAGACGCAACAUGGAGAUUGAUUCCAAAUAAGUACUUUAAGAACUACAUGACGUUUCAGUCUGUGAAUUACCCUGAUAGGUUCAUCAGACAUCAGUCCUGGGCAUUAAAGCUUCAUCAAGACGAUGGAUCCGAGCUGUUCAAGAAAGAUGCAAGUUUCCUUCAAGCCCCGUUCUCGUCCCUUUAUGGAAAAUGUGAAUAAGACAGAACUUGUAAACAUAUCAAUGUUGCCAGAGUCGUCAUAAAAACGUCACCAUUGUUGUGAUAAAUAUACAGCUAUCGUUAUCAUGAAAUGAGCUAUGAACAAUCGCCAUCUCAGCACACAAAGAUAUCUUACAUGAUGCUCUGCAAUUUUGUGUAUUUUAUUUGAG
Molecule: messenger RNA, 1164 nt
Organism: Owenia fusiformis
Lineage: Eukaryota; Metazoa; Annelida; Polychaeta; Sabellida; Oweniidae
Source: the annotation of a GenBank genome assembly